GUCGUUUGCAAUCUUCCGAGAAGCAGCUUGGGAGGCAGUGACGAUGGACGAGGCGGAGCUGCAACGAGCUUUAGAGGGCCAGGACGAGGCGGCGCUUGAGGAGAUGGCAAGGCGUCUGGCUCGGUCCGAAGUGGACAGAGGGAGAUUUAGGGCGCUGAUGGGGCGGGGACCGGAGCUGGCGCUCUCAGCCUCUGCAAGAUGGGAGGAGGCCGUCUCGAAGGCAGAGGGGAUGCGAACAGCGGCACUUGUCGCGCGGAUCUUGAGGAACGGGAUUGUGGGGGAUACAGAGGCUCAAAAGUGCUGCUUUUGUGUCGCAGCGUCAGCUGUUGCAACGCUCUGGAAAACUACGACAUUUACCUUCGAAGACAACGAUGAUGCGCGGCUACUAUCGCGCACGCUCGUGCAGCUUCUGUCAAAUCUCGUGACGCAAAACGACGAGCUGCAAGGGAGAUUGUGGAGCGAUGCGUUGGGGAUAGGCAGGAUCAAAGAGGGCACCACAAGGGACGGAGUAGACCUGGUCAUUCGCUUGUUGCAAUCACCAGACCAAGGCACCUCGGCCGCGUCGCAGGUCCUCGUCCUCAAUACCACUGUCGACAGCGGGGCUCGUAGUGAAAUUCUAGUGCAGAAGUCUGCUGGUGCCACGCUUAUGCGCUGUCUUCUGGAUCUUGCCCAAUCCCACGUUGAAGAGGACGAAGACGAGGAAGAGGGUGCCGAAGAGCAAGUCUUACACGAUAACGACUCCGGUCUCGCCGUUCCACUAGAAGACUCGUUCACGAAAAAGAGAAGGACACGAAUGGAGAAUCUCGGAGUCCUCUUUGCCAUCUUCGACAAUAUAAUGGACAGAGGUCUCUUCGACAAGGCCUACAGUAGCUUGGCGCCAAUCAACGAAGAACAUUCCCUCGUCUCUGCCUCGCAGCUGACAUUGCUGAAGCUCCUCGAUGCGAAGCUUCAACAAAAGCAUGCCUCGGUGGGUAAAGAUGAUGCCCAGUCUCUCCUCGAUGCAUUCACCAAACUGGCGACUUGGGCGCAAAGUUCGAUGCAAGACGUGAUCAACGCCGGACCAGACGAAGCCAAGCCCGACGCUCGCCUUGUCGAGGUGCACGUCGGCCUCGUCCUUCUUUGCCAGUGCCUCAUCCAGCUCAGCAUGUCAAUCGUGUCCUCUUCAGCUCCGAGUCCCGCCCAGUCGAUCCUCAGUCUCAUGCGGACGCAAAUCUUUGUCGGCACUUUGAUAUCGCUCCUCCAUACAACGAUGGAGUUCUCGCCUGCUAUCUCGCCUUUCAAGUCGACGGCGGCGACGCCUGUCUCGCAACCUCCGCAGGGACAUGCUCUUUCGCAAACGGGCGCUGCUACCUUAGCAGCAGGAGCAGCAGGCGUAUCGAAGAGCAACGAUGGCAGCAGACCGGGGAUGGACAACCUGAAGCGUGAUCUCGUCAGUCUUUUGGGCACGCUCUCGUUCUAUCGAUCGCUUCCCACUCCCACGGAGAAAGAGAAGGAGAGUGAGAGUGAGAGCGUCCGCAUCGUGCAGGACACAACGAGGGAAAAGGGUGGCCUCUUCGAUGUCAUGAACCUCACCCAGCUCGAUGAGCGAAACCCUUAUAUUCGGGAGAGGGCCAUCUUUGCGCUUCGCAACCUCUUGCGAAACAAUGAAGAAUCGCAGAAUCUCGUCGCACGGCUCAGACCGGUGGAAGCAAACGGCACUUCCUAGCAAGAAAGAGACACUACCCCAUGUAUUCUAAUAAAGUACUCUAAAUGCAGCCAUCCGGGAAGGGCGU
Messenger RNA from Acaromyces ingoldii, 1772 nucleotides. RefSeq lists its product as hypothetical. The record is from RefSeq and is a predicted model, not a curated record. The coding region runs from base 44 to 1705 and encodes 553 amino acids. Gene Ontology annotation, cellular component: cytosol. NCBI's taxonomy places the organism in Eukaryota, Fungi, Basidiomycota, Exobasidiomycetes, Exobasidiales, Cryptobasidiaceae. The transcript has 6 exons.